CCUUCCCCUCCCCUCCUUGUCUGCUAAACGGGUCAGCAACCUCUAAACAAGCACACACCUUUUUAUUUGUGUUCUCUUUUUUAAAAAAUAACAAAAACGUCGCCUUAGCCUUUUUAAAAAAAAAAUUGUUUCUAAUCGAAUCGCGUUCUGUGUAGACCUCAUCAUGGCGGCGAGUGCGAAGCGAAAGCAAGAGGAGAAACACCUGAAGAUGCUGAGGGAAAUGACGAGUUUGCCUGCCAACAGAAAGUGCUUUGACUGCGACCAGCGCGGUCCCACCUAUGCCAACAUGACGGUGGGCUCCUUCGUCUGCACCUCCUGCUCCGGCAUCCUACGGGGUUUAAAUCCACCCAACAGAGUCAAGUCCAUCUCCAUGACAACCUUCACACAACAGGAAAUAGAGUUUCUUCAGAGACACGGUAAUGAGGUAUGUAGACAGAUCUGGCUUGGCCUUUAUGAUGGGAAAACCACCUCAUUGGCGGAUUUUAGAGAACCACAGAAAGCCAAAGAGUUUCUUCAAGAAAAAUAUGAGAAGAAGAGAUGGUAUGUACCUCCUGAACAGGCUAAGGUGGUGGCAUCAGUGCAUGCUUCUGUUUCUGGAUCUUCAAACAGUAGCAACAGCAGUACUCCGGAGGUUAGACCUCUUAAGUCCCUCCUGGGGGACUCGGCCCCUACCCUGCACCUCAACAAGAACACCCCACCUAAUCAGUCUCCCGUGACCAGCCGUGGACAAACGCACCAGCAGCAUGACAAGAAGUUUGACCUCCUCAGUGACCUGGGCGGAGACAUCUUUGCUGGCCCACCAAAAAUGAACGCAGGCGCCGGCUCGGGUUUUGCAAACUUUGCACAUUUCAACAGCCACACAACGGCACAGAAUAGCAACACAAAUGCAGACUUUGCUAAUUUUGAUGCAUUUGGGAGCACCCCUGGGUCGAUGUGUGGGUUCCCCUCAGCACCCCAAGCCCCGUUCCAAGCCUCGAACGCAGGUAGUGCUUCAGGGGGACUAGCAAAUGCCUCCUUUGCACAUUUUGACAUCUUCCCCAAAUCAUGUAGUGCCGACUUUGGAUCCUUCAGUUCGUUCUCCCAGAGUAACUCCACAGGAGCAAGCGGGGACGCUGUUCAGAGUACUAGCGUCCCUGCCGAUAGAUAUGCAGCCUUCGCUGACCUGGAUAACACGUGUAGCUCUGGCAAAACAGAGCAAGGAGGUACCACUAUUCCACCCGGGGUGCCUCAGAACCAUCGAGCGCUUGGACCAGGAGGGGACCGCUACGCUGCUUUAGCUGAGCUGGAUACAGUUUUUGGCCCGCCUGCCCCCUCUAGUGUUUACAAUAACAACAGCAGCAGCACACAAGGGGCUGCUUUUAGCUCCGAACCUGGAGUAUCCACAGCCCAAGCACAACAGGUCCUACCUGGUAUGGCUCAAGGAUUUGGGGCCCAGUCAAGUAAUCCCUUUGUAGCGGCUGGUGUCGCCACAGCACCAGCACCAGCACCAGCCAACCCAUUCCAGAUCAACAGCAGAGUCGCAAGUGUGGCCGCAGCAGCCGCAUUUGGCACAGCGUCCUUGAGCAUGCCUGCUGGAUUUGGCAACGCUGCAGCCUACAACCUCCCCACCAGUUUUAGUGGAACCUUUCAGCAGCCUUUUCCUGGCCAGGGGCCCUUCUCCCAACCGCCGCCGUAUCCCCAGCAAACCAAUGGUGGAGGAUUUUCAGUCUUUGGCCAGGGCAAGCCAGUGGGGACUCCUUUUGGCCAGGCGAUGGCUGCACCUAUGAUGUCCAGCAACCCUUUUUUGGGCGCAGGUCCAACUGCGCAAUAUCCAACAGGAGGUUCCUCAACGAAUCCCUUCUUAUAGCGUUCCAUCCACUUAGCUCUUUUUAAAGGUCGACUGCUGAGGCUUGCAGCUACUUCACUGUUUUGUUUCACAGGUAGCUUUAAAAACACGUUUGCAUGGAGGGUUGACACAGAUUGACGGGUAUGAGGCGACACUGCGUACAGCAGGGGUGUCCAAACCACAGCCAGACGGUGUUAAUUUUGGCCCGCGAGACUUCAAUAGUUUAAUAAGGAAUCUGUCCCGCAGGGUGCCUCCAACUUAAUUUUAAAUAUCUGACAGUAUAAUUGUUAACACUGUGUUGCCAUCUUGUGGGCAUCGUGCGUAAUUCAGGUUAAUGAAUAUGAAUUGCAUGUUGAAGUGUAUACAGCACAGCAUUUUUAUAUAUGACCCAAUCUGAGCAACCUUUCCCACUCAUGGCGUAAAUAAAGUAACAGAAAAAGUCAACACACACGGAACUUUGUAGAUAUUAUAAAAAACGUCCUAACACAACACAUAAUUAAAGUUUACACCUAUUUAAAUCCCCUGCAAUGCAUGUUGGAAAUAAUGCAAAACAGUCUCUCCACACUUAGCCAUGUUUGCCGCCUUUUAGCUGCUUGAUAUUUCUGAUUGAUUACAAAACUUAAAGGAGGUCCCCACGGAAGUAAACAAGGUAGGAGUCGACUUUCACAUACUCUUCAUAUCCGACCAUAUUCAUUAUUUACAUUAAUAUAAUAUGUGCAUGUAUGUAUAUGUAUAUGUGU
Entelurus aequoreus (snake pipefish) is the source of this 2565-nucleotide messenger RNA. Its product is annotated as arf-GAP domain and FG repeat-containing protein 1-like. Gene Ontology annotation, molecular function: GTPase activator activity. The transcript is spliced from 13 exons. Bases 164 to 1846 code for a protein of 560 amino acids. The record is from RefSeq and is a predicted model, not a curated record. Lineage: Eukaryota; Metazoa; Chordata; Actinopteri; Syngnathiformes; Syngnathidae.